Messenger RNA from Acanthosepion pharaonis, 1134 nucleotides. The record is from the annotation of a GenBank genome assembly. Lineage: Eukaryota; Metazoa; Mollusca; Cephalopoda; Sepiida; Sepiidae.
AUGUUUGUUUUAUCUUUGUUCUCGAUUUCUCUUUCUUUGUUUCUUAUUAUCCACACUGAUUGUUUCUUUUUUUUCUUUUUCUCUUUUUCUUCUAUUUUCUUUCCCUUUUUCAUUUUCUUUCAUAUCUUCUUUUUAUUAGUCGCCUUCUUUUACUCUCUGCUACACUUCAUUUCUUUUUAUUUCUUUUUCUUUAUUUAUUCUGUUACGAUCGACCACUUCGAGCAGAGUGUAAUCUGCCGGAAAUGUCAGCAUGGCCGAUUACCUGUCUUUCGGCUACCUGCAUCGCGUAUGUUUCUUUCUUUCUUUCUUUCCUUUUUUCUUUCAUUUCUUUCUUUCUUUCAUUUCUUUCUUUCUUUAUGUAUUUCUUUCUUUAUGUAUGUCUUUCUUUCUGAUGUAAGAAGAAAAUUAAGUACAAGACACAAGGAAAGAAAUACGGUCAGUCGUCUCAGUUUCUUGCUCACCCCGGCUGCCCUUAGAAACACCGUUAAGAACGUUUUUCUCCCGAACUCCCAGUUGCAAUCUCGUUCGUUCUUUUAUUCUCUCGAAAAGUACUCGAUCCGUUGCCCUAAGGAUUUUCUUUUGCUUUCUGGCUCCGUUUCUUUCUGCCUUUCUCGCUUAUAUUUGUUCAUUUGUCAUUUUUUAAGUUGUCUAUCAAUGAUUCCUUCUUUCCAUUUUUUCGAUUCUUCUUUCUUUGUUGUCCUUUCACUUUCCUUCUUUCUUUUCCGCUUACAAAAUUUUUUCUUUCUUUCUUUCUUUCAAUUUUUUAAGAUGUCAUCUUUAAAGUCGUCUAUUAAUCCUUCUUUCUAUUCCUUUGUUUCUUUUCAUUUGUUUCUCUUUCUCUUUCUUUCGUUCUUUCUUUCUUUCUUUCUUUCUUUCUCGCUUAAAAACUUUCUUCUUUUCAUUUAUUUUGAUUCUUCUCAUCCUUCUUACUUUUUCCAUUUUUCUUUUAGUCAGCAUGUCAUCGUCAGACAGAAAACACGACAUGAUUGUGAUACUUCUUCUUCUUCUUCUUCUUCUUCUUCUUCUUCUUCUUCUUCUUCUUCUUCUUCUUCUUCUUCACCACUCUCUCUCUCUUUCUCUCUCUCUCUAUCUAUCUAUCUAUCUAUCUAUCUAUAUAUAUAUAUAUAUAUAUAA